GGGACUUUUAAAAAGGGGCGUAGACUCGUACAGAGAGUCAUACAAAAAAUCCCUCAAUUUUGCUGCGACGGCGAAAACCAUCCAACAUUAGAACAAGAAGAAGAAGAAGAAGAAGAAAGGAAAGAUGUCGUCUGGAAUCACCCAGCAGCAGCAGCAGGAGGACAAGAAACCCCCCACCGAUCAGCCCGGCGUUCAUAUCAACCUCAAAGUCAAGGGCCAGGAUGGAAACGAAGUGUUUUUCAGGAUUAAGCGAAGCACUCCACUAAGGAAGCUCAUGAAUGCAUACUGCGACAGGCAAUCUGUGGAUUCCAACUCUAUUGCAUUCUUGUUUGAUGGUCGCCGCCUAAGAGGCGAGCAGACUCCUGAUGAGUUGGAGAUGGAGGAUGGGGAUGAAAUAGAUGCUAUGCUUCACCAAACUGGAGGUGCUACCAUUUAGCUUGUCUUGAAUAGAAAUUCAGAAUUUUAUCCUACAAUGUUUCUUCUGACAUUAGUUAACAAGGAUUUAUAUGAUUUGUUCUUUAUGAUACUACUAGUAGGAAGGAAUGCUUAUUGGCUUGUGUAAGUAAUGCUAGUUGGUUGCCCUAUAUUUCUAUAUUUUAGAUAUUGAUAUUGAAUUACCAAAUUUUAAAAAUUUACCAUUAUUAUUACUAUUA
Ipomoea nil (Japanese morning glory) is the source of this 653-nucleotide messenger RNA. Its product is annotated as small ubiquitin-related modifier 1-like. NCBI's taxonomy places the organism in Eukaryota, Viridiplantae, Streptophyta, Magnoliopsida, Solanales, Convolvulaceae. The coding region runs from base 125 to 436 and encodes 103 amino acids. The transcript is spliced from 3 exons. Gene Ontology annotation, biological process: protein sumoylation. Gene Ontology annotation, cellular component: nucleus. The record is from RefSeq and is a predicted model, not a curated record. Gene Ontology annotation, molecular function: ubiquitin-like protein ligase binding; protein tag activity.